Molecule: messenger RNA, 618 nt
Organism: Paracoccidioides brasiliensis Pb18
Exons: 2
Coding region: 1-618 (205 amino acids)
Molecular function (GO): acyltransferase activity, transferring groups other than amino-acyl groups
Source: RefSeq, a predicted model, not a curated record
AUGGCCAUCAAAAUUCGCCCGGCAACGGAAUCAGAUAUCCCUCAAAUGCACUCCAUCUUUACCCACUACGUCCUAAAUACAGUCAUAACAUUUCUCAUUAACAAGCCCCCUCUCUCAUACGUAGCGGAUAAAUUAUACGCUACACGAGAUCGAGGGCUACCAUUUCUCGUUGCCGUGGAGCGGCCUGAAGGGGCUAACACCAGCAAUGAGGUGGACGCGCAGGAGAAAGUCUGUGGAUAUACACAGGUGUCCCCUUUCAGGGGCCAACUGCUUGCAUACGGGCCUACCGUCGAGCUCUCCCUGUUCGUCCAUCCAGACUAUCAGUCCCAAGGCAUCGGAAGUAAGCUCCUCUCAUCGUUGAUAGAACUUCUGAAGGAGACGAAACAUCGCGCCCGAGAAUUUGCGGGCGAUCUGGAGCAUGAAGUCGGUAUUCAAGACGGAUUUCCGGUCAAGAAUGUACUGGCUGUUAUGGCUGUCGAUACUGAAGGGAAGAACGGGGGCGAAGGCUUGAGGGAAUGGUAUGUUCAAAGAGGGUUUGUGGAGAGAGGAAGGAUGAAGGAAGUGGGAUUCAAAUUUGGAAAAUGGGUUGACACGAUAUAUCUUCAGUACAUCCUAUAG